Molecule: messenger RNA, 1320 nt
Organism: Saimiri boliviensis boliviensis (Bolivian squirrel monkey)
Lineage: Eukaryota; Metazoa; Chordata; Mammalia; Primates; Cebidae
Source: RefSeq, a predicted model, not a curated record
GCUCAAUGGCUGACCUUCAAGCAGUGGCUAGCUGUCCCGUCUGUCUGGAUUACUUGCUUUCCCUGCCCUUUUUGCCACUUUUGCUGUCCCGAAAGGAAAUUGACAAGCAAUCCUCAACUGGGUCAUUUGACUGAAAUUGCUAAGCAACUCCAGAUAAGAAGCAAGAGAAAGCGGCAGGAAGAGAAGCAUGUAUGUAAGAAGCAUAAUCAGGUUUUGACCUUUUUCUGUCGGGAAGACCUAGAGCUUUUAUGUCCAAGGUGCCGUUUCUCCACUGAUCACCAGCUUCACUGUGUUCGGCCCAGAAAGAAGGCUGCCUCCCAUCACAGGAAAAAAUUGGAGGAAUACAAUGCUGCAUGGAAGGAGGGAGUGGAACUAACUGAAAAAAUCAUAACUGUACAAACCAGAAAAUCGUUAGAACUGAAGAAAAAGGUAAAACAUAAGGAAGAAGAAGUCAGGUCUGAAUUUGAGCAACUUAGGUUAUUUCUCCAAAAGGAGCAAGAGACUGUUCUUGGGCAAUUACAAGCUGAAGAGACGGAUAUUUUAGCACAACUAAAUGAAAGCCUAAGAAAAUUCUCAGAUCAUACCUCCUCAUUAAAAUAUCUACUAAAGGAGAUAGAGAGCACAUAUGUAAAGCCAGGACUGGAAUUACUGGCAAAUGUUAAGGAUAUCUAUCACAGGUACAAAAAUUUCAAAUUCCCUGAACCUUUUCCAUUCAGAUUAAAAGAAUACGGUUACCGUCUGCCUCCACAAUAUUCUGGCCUAUACAAAAUUAUCAAGCGAUUUCAAGUAGAUGUAAUUCUAGAUCCUGAAACAGCACAUCAUAAACUUAUAGUCUCAGCAGAUAGGAAAACUGUGCGCUAUGGAAAUACAGUGCAAAUCUUACCUUCAAACCCAAGAAGAUUUUAUCGCCUCCCAGCUGUUGUGGGUUCUAAGGGCUAUAGUAGUGGCCGGCAGUACUGGGAAGUAGAAGUGAAAGACAAGCCUGAAUGGAUCCUUGGUGUCUGUGAUGACUCUCUUCCCAGAAGGAGGAAGCGCUCACCAACAUUAGUACAGAAUGGAUUGUGGGGAAUUCGGCGAUCUGGUCGGGAUAAUUAUAUUGUAUUGGGUCAUGAGGAAAUUAAUCCGCUGCCAAAAGUAGCACCUAGUAAGAUUGGCAUUUUUUUAGACUAUGAAAUGAGUGAGAUUUCCUUUUAUAAUGUGAAUGAUAGCUCUCUACUGUAUACUUUUAAUGAUGAUUUUACAGGGCCACUUUGGCCUUAUUUUUAUACUGGAAUGGACUCAAAACCUCUUAAAAUUUCUAGAGUAAAAGAUUGUGAAUAA